Haliotis rubra (blacklip abalone) is the source of this 1700-nucleotide messenger RNA. Its product is annotated as DNA-directed RNA polymerase III subunit RPC4-like. NCBI's taxonomy places the organism in Eukaryota, Metazoa, Mollusca, Gastropoda, Lepetellida, Haliotidae. Bases 152 to 1321 code for a protein of 389 amino acids. The record is from RefSeq and is a predicted model, not a curated record. The transcript has 10 exons. Gene Ontology annotation, biological process: transcription by RNA polymerase III. Gene Ontology annotation, cellular component: RNA polymerase III complex. Gene Ontology annotation, molecular function: DNA binding.
AAAAUGAAAGACCUGUGUUGAACUAAAUUGGAUGAUUGAGACUCAAUAAUCACAGUAUCGUCAGUAAGCUGAUGGCCAAGCAACUUACGCUGAAGGGUCUCGUUGUCGGCACAGGUACUACAGAUACGUACCCCAGUUUUAGAACGAGAUCAUGUCUGACGAUUCUAAGAACCAAGGUUUGCCACGGGGCUUGAUUGGGAGGAGAGGUGCUCCUACGGGCAAAGCAGCAAGAUUGCCAUCUCUGAGGGGACCCAGAGAUUUAACUCUUGGUGGUGUGCCCAAAAAGGUAUUCACACCUAAUAUUCCAUCAAGAAGGGAUAAACCAAAGGAUGAUGACUCUAGCAGUGGUACACCCAAACCUCAGUCUGCUGCCAAAGACUCAGGGAGAAGCAGAGGUCGUGGAGGUCGUGAACGGGGUAGAGGUCGAGGAAGGGGUCAUGAUAAUGUCAUCCAAUCACAGUCUAUCUUUGAGCAAGGACCUGCAGAUAGACUUGUUCCUAAAGUUGGAGGCGCUUCAUGGGACAGUGGUGAUCGAGUGUCAACAUCUAGGAUGAGUAUCAAGAAGGAGAAAUCUGACAAGGACACCUCGAAGAGAGUCCUGGAUCAAAUCCUCAGGGAUGAUUUCAUUGACACAGACAAUCUGGAUGAUGAUGACCCCAAUCUCAUCCCCGUGGUGUUGCCUCUCUCAGCAGCUGGAGAUAUGGUGGCCAAGAAGGAAGUUAAGGAGGAGGAGCGAAAAAAGGUCAAGGACACGGUCGAUGGUAUAAAGGUUGAACCAGGCACAGACAUGGAGGUUGAUCAUCCUGAUGAUGGAAACACGGCAGAGAAGCCAAAAUCUGCUGAUAUUUCUAUGGUCAAAAUGGAGCCUCCUGUGUUUACAUGUAAAGACCUUCUAUCCAAAUGCAGUAAUUCAGAGGACGAUAGAUUGCUGUUUUUCCAGCUCCCAGACGUCCUGCCUGGCCUGCCGCCAGGUCGUGACGAGGUUGUUAAAACAAAGGUCAAAACAGAGCCAGGCACAGAAGCAAAGAAGGAAGAAUCAAAGUCAGAAGAGGACAAACUUUCUUCUCAGAUAAAGACAUGCUCUCUGUCAGACUUCUCAGAGGGCUUCAUUGGCAAGCUGCAGAUUCGUAAAUCUGGGCGGGCAGAACUUGUGCUGGGCAAUGUCACUCUGGAUGUGUCCGUUGGUACACCAUGUGGAUUUCUCCAGGACUUGGUGUCAGUGCGUGUGGAGGACAACUCGGGACACUUGACGACACUUGGCCAUGUGCGAGACCGACUCAUCUGUACACCGAACUUUGAAACACUGCUCAAGUACUCCUGACCGGGUCUCCUGUAACAGGGUUACCUGCCCCUUCAUCCAUGGACAUGUCAUCAGAUGUACAUCGUGACUAAUGUGAUAUUUACAGCAGUCAGGUCAACAUAUUUAUCUGGGAUACCAGACAACUGGAGUUGUGUGAUCCCGGUACAGUGACUGGGCUAUCCUGACUGACUGGUUCCCUUGGUCAUUGAUACUGUGAUUAACACACUGACCACUGACAUUCUGAACAUGAACUGCAUACUUUACAAUGUUGUGUAAAGUGACAUGUAUUUAUGGUACAAGCAGUAUCUUGUCUACUGUAAUCCUCAGUUUGUUAAUGAGGUUUCAUUGUGUGUUGAUUUUGUAACAUGUAAACAAAAAAUCAAGAAUAUGGUUGGAAUUC